CGUCUUGUUGGGACCUUACAAAACCCCUUACCUGGGUUCGUCAUCAGUGUCUUCUUGAACCACUUUGCUCCGUUCUCACCAUUAAUGGAGGUACCGGAGAAUGGCAAAAGUGCGAGUCUCAGGCACGCCUUCGGGAAUGUUUUCUGCUUCUUUAUCCUCCUCCUGAUUGGAGUUCUCGCCUUCUCGAUCCGCCUUUUCUCUGUUAUCAAGUACGAAAGUGUUAUACAUGAGUUUGAUCCUUACUUCAAUUACAGAGUUACUCAGUAUCUUACAAAGAAGGGCAUAUAUGAAUUCUGGAAUUGGUUUGAUGAUCGGACAUGGUAUCCUCUGGGUCGUGUGAUUGGUGGAACUGUUUAUCCUGGAUUGACUUUGACCGCAGGUUCCAUCUGGCGGUUGUUGAAUUCUUUGAACAUUCCUCUGUCAGUAGAAACUGUCUGUGUGUUUACUGCUCCCAUAUUUUCUGCCAUUGCCGCUUGGGCGACCUACCUUCUGACAAAGGAAGUUAAGGGUACUGGUGCAGGGUUAACAGCUGCAGCUCUUUUGGCUAUGGUUCCAUCCUAUAUAUCUCGAUCUGUGGCUGGCAGCUACGACAAUGAAGCUGUUGCUAUAUUUGCUUUGAUCUUCACUUUCUAUCUUUAUGUGAAGACUUUGAACACGGGAUCUCUCUUCUAUGCCACUUUAAAUGCUUUAUCAUACUUCUACAUGGUGUGCUCAUGGGGUGGUUAUACCUUCAUUAUUAAUCUUAUUCCGAUGCACGUGCUUCUGUGCAUUGUGACUGGCCGCUACUCUCCUAGGCUGUACAUUGCCUAUGCUCCUCUUGUUGUCCUAGGUACAUUGUUAGCCUCACUGGUUCCUGUUGUUGGUUUUAACGCAGUCAUGACAUCGGAACAUUUUGCAUCCUUUCUGGUAUUCAUCAUUAUUCAUGUGGUUGCUUUUGUAUAUUACAUUAAAGGGCUUCUCUCACCAAAAAUGUUUAAAGUGGCUGUUGCUCUUGUCGUGUCUGUUGGCAUGGUAGUAUGUUGUGCUGUGGUAGCAGUUCUUGUAGCGUUAGUAGCUUCCAGCCCAACAAAGGGAUGGAGUGGGCGUAGUUUAAGUCUUCUUGAUCCAACUUAUGCAAGCAAGUACAUACCCAUUAUUGCUAGUGUUAGCGAACAUCAACCGCCAACCUGGCCAUCAUAUUUUAUGGACAUCAAUGUUUUGGCUUUCUUGGUUCCAGCUGGCAUUAUUGCAUGCUUUUUACCCCUUUCUGAUGCGAGCUCCUUUGUGGUCCUGUAUAUUGUAACUUCAGUAUAUUUUUCUGGAGUCAUGGUGCGUCUUAUGCUUGUUCUGGCUCCAGCUGCAUGUAUUAUGUCUGGAAUUGCUCUUUCUGAAGCUUUUGAUGUUUUGACACGAUCAGUCAAGUUUCAGUUGCCUGGAGUAUCUGGCAACUCUCAAUCUGGUGCAGGGGAUACCACUUCUAGAACUGUUGAUACUCAAAGUGAUAUGGUGAAGACUGAAAAAGAACCACCUACUGAUAGAACUGAAGACACUACAAAGGAACGAACCUCAAAAAAGAAGAAGAAGAAGGAAAAGGAACAUGUGGAGAAACCUUCUCUGAAGUCUCAAAUCCAAAAGAGGCUUUUGGUUUUACCAUUAGAGGCAUCUGUUAUUGCUCUUCUCUUACUUGUUUUAUUGGGCGGUGUUUAUGUGAUUCAUUGUGUAUGGGCAGCGGCGGAAGCUUAUUCAGCUCCUUCAAUUGUUCUGACAUCUCACUCGCAUGAUGGUCUUCAUGUUUUUGAUGAUUUUCGUGAAGCUUAUGCAUGGUUGCGCCACAAUACCGAAGUGGAUGAUAAGGUUGCAUCUUGGUGGGACUAUGGUUACCAAACAACUGCUAUGGCUAAUCGUACAGUCAUAGUUGAUAACAAUACCUGGAACAACACACAUAUUGCAACAGUUGGUACUGCCAUGUCUUCUCCAGAGAAGGCUGCCUGGGAGAUUUUCAACUCUUUGGAUGUAAAAUAUGUUCUUGUUGUCUUUGGAGGUCUUGUAGGCUACCCCAGUGAUGAUAUCAAUAAGUUUUUGUGGAUGGUUCGUAUUGGAGGUGGUGUUUUUCCCCACAUCAAGGAACCCGAUUAUCUAAGAGAUGGUCAGUACCGGAUCGAUUCUCAGGCCACUCCAACCAUGUUAAAUUGUCUCAUGUACAAACUCGCGUAUUAUAGGUUUGUGGAGACAGAUGGCAAAGGAUUUGACAGAGUAAGGAGGACUGAAAUUGGGAAGAAGCAUUUCAAACUUACACAUUUUGAGGAGGUAUUCACAACACAUCAUUGGAUGAUGAGGAUCUACAAAUUAAAACCUCCAAAGAAUAGGAUCAGGGGAAAGGCAAAGAAAUCAAAAUCGAGUUCAAAAGGAAGCACGGCAGCUAGCUUGAAACAAAGCGGGAGGAGAAAGAGAAAUCCUUGGCAUUAGAUACUUUUAACUGUUUUACCAGUAGCCAAUAUCUCAGGUUUGUUUUAAUUAUUUCAUAGGUAUUAAUGUGUCUGAGCCUGUAGAGAGGGGAUUGGCACUCAUAGUUGCUCGGUUGCCUCUGAUAGAAAAUUUUGAGCCUUUUGUAUCCCACCUUGUAUCAUUUGCUUUCUUUUCCAUUUAUGAGUGAUGAAUGAAUUUUUAUUGGCCUUGGACCAGUUUCAUAGAAGGAAGAGAAAUCAUGGUACAGAUCCUUGUCACAGUUUUGUUUUCAAUAGUGUUACUAGUAACUUGCAGAAUAUUUAAUCCAUUCACUUUGCUACAGUGAAACUGUUCAUGUA
Messenger RNA from Telopea speciosissima, 2783 nucleotides. Its product is annotated as dolichyl-diphosphooligosaccharide--protein glycosyltransferase subunit STT3A-like. The transcript has 23 exons. The record is from RefSeq and is a predicted model, not a curated record. Gene Ontology annotation, cellular component: membrane. Gene Ontology annotation, molecular function: oligosaccharyl transferase activity. NCBI's taxonomy places the organism in Eukaryota, Viridiplantae, Streptophyta, Magnoliopsida, Proteales, Proteaceae. Bases 85 to 2445 code for a protein of 786 amino acids.